Molecule: messenger RNA, 246 nt
Organism: Rotaria sp. Silwood2
Lineage: Eukaryota; Metazoa; Rotifera; Eurotatoria; Philodinida; Philodinidae
Source: the annotation of a GenBank genome assembly
AUGCCGAUUUCACCUAAACGAACUCGUAGUCAACAGACAGCUUAUCAUCAUCAACAACAGCAACACCAAGAAUCAGUACCACAAGACAAUGAAUAUGAUAACUAUGUUUAUUAUCCAUAUUAUUCUAAAACAAUGCCUAAUAAUGGUUAUGAAUAUGUACAAGAACCGGAUCAAUAUGAAGACCAACGAGCACAAUCAAAUCAAACAUAUACAAAGAAUAAAUCAGCUUCAGUCCGUCGAGCGUGA